ACGAGCCCCGACCUCGUCGGCUCCCUCCGUGUCCUCUCUGCCCUAAAUCCUGCUCACCGCGGUCCGCUCACAGCGCAACCGUCUUCCGCCGCCACCCUCAACGGCGGCGCUCACCACCAUCCUGUUCCUCCUCUGUUAGAAGUCGCUAAAAGCUCAGAAUGCCACCGAAAGAAAUCCUGCAUGAUUAGUAUUGAACUGUAAACAAAUCAACUCAUUGAAUCGGAUGGGACUCUCCUAAACAUCGUUCUUUCUUGCGCCUCCCUUGUUCACUUCGCAGUUUGAAAGGUGUGAUCGGGACUUGAAGGUUUCGUUUCUUCUUCAUUUGAUCCAUCGGAGCAGUGAGCAAAGAUGAGGAAGUUGAAGUUCCACGAGAAAAAGCUCCUCAAGAAGGUCAAUUUCAUCGAGUACAAACGCGAGGGCGGCCACCGAGAAGCCCUCGUCACGCGCCGUUACCACCUCACCGAGAGAGAUGACUACAAGAAGUAUUCGAGUAUAUGCAGGAUGGUGCAGAAGCUAGUGCACGUCUUGAAGCAAAUGGAUCCCAGAGACCCUUUCCGUAUCGAGACGACAGAUGCCCUGCUGGAAAAGCUACGCAGGCUGGCUACUGUUUUGGUGUACCUAAAGUUUGCUGAGCAUCUAAGGGAGGCUGUAACAUACAUCGAACAAGGCCACGUCCGGGUAGGGCCAGAUGUGGUGACAGAUCCGGCAUUUCUCGUGACAAGGAACAUGGAGGACUUUGUGACCUGGGUGGAUUCUUCCAAGAUCAAGAGGAAGGUGAUGGAGUAUAAUGAGAGAUUGGAUGACUACGAUGUGCUGAAUGCUUAAGUUAUCUAUCUAGUAUCCAUGGGGUAAUCUCUUAGGCAUGCAAGACAAACUGACGAGGGUAGUUCUCCCGGCCUGGUUGGGAUACAAUAUCUAAUCCAAUUAUCCAGUUUCAGCUGAGUUUGUUGAACAUGCUAUCCAACAUAGAAACCGGAAGCCUUGAAAGGGCAAUGAUAGUGUCCCAAACAUAUUUUAAAUAUUGUAAAUUCUAGGUAUUUGAGUGGGAUGUGAAAUCAGAAACAACCGAGGUUCUAUUC
Molecule: messenger RNA, 1079 nt
Organism: Musa acuminata AAA Group (dessert banana)
Lineage: Eukaryota; Viridiplantae; Streptophyta; Magnoliopsida; Zingiberales; Musaceae
Exons: 3
Coding region: 349-825 (158 amino acids)
Biological process (GO): rRNA processing; ribosomal small subunit biogenesis
Cellular component (GO): small ribosomal subunit; Mpp10 complex; small-subunit processome
Molecular function (GO): snoRNA binding; rRNA binding; structural constituent of ribosome
Source: RefSeq, a predicted model, not a curated record